CCGCGAGGCUCCGCUGGGGCCUCAUCGCCAGGCCCGGCCCGGGCCCCCCGGCCCGCCCCGUCCCCGGGGCCCUGCUCACCGCCCCCACACCCGCCGUGUGUCCUCUGCGGGUGCCCCCCGGGACACCGCCAUGGGUGACCAAAUGCAGUUCAUUGUCGAGAAGCUCAAUCAGGAGCCCUUCAGGAAGAACUACAACUUAAUCUCGUUUGACUCCCUGGAGUCGGUGCAGCUGCUGCAGCUGCUCAAUGAUGUUCUGGGCGAGAUUGACCCGAAGCAUGCUGUUGACAUUAGAGAGGAGCUGCCAGAACAAACAGCUAAAAGAAUGCUGAGUCUCCUUGGAAUUCUCAAAUACAAACCUCCAGGGAAUGUGUCAGACCUAAGUGCUUUUCGCCAGGGGUUGGUUACUGGGAGCAAACCUGUCAUUCAUCCCCUCUUACACUGGCUUCUGCAGAGGACCAAUGAACUCAAGAAAAGAGCUUACCUGGCACGUUUCUUAGUGAAACUGGAAGUGCCAGCAGAGUUUCUCCAGGAUGACACUGUGGCUGACAUCAACAAACAGUAUGAAGAACUCAUGGAAGCAUUUAAAAACCUGCAUAAGGAGUACGAGCAGCUCAAAAUAUCUGGUUUAUCCACUGCAGAGAUAAGAAGGGACAUCAGUGCAAUGGAAGAGGAGAAAGAUCAACUGGUCAAAAGAGUAGAGCGUCUCAAGAAGAGGGUGGAGACAGUACAAAAUCAUCAACGGAUGCUUGAAAUAGCAAGACAGCUCCGCUUGGAAAAAGAGAGAGAAGAAUCUCUGGCUCAACAGAAACAAGAACAAAAAAGUCAGUUGUUCCAUGCAGAGCAGAGGCUGCAGAGAGCCCAGCUCCAGCUGAAGGAGAUGCAGGAUGCAGUAGCUGAUUCAAAACCUGAAAGUUUAAUGAAGAAACUGGAAGAGGAGAUAAAUUUCAAUUCCUACCUGGUUACUGAAAAAAUGCCCAGAGAGCUUGAGAGUAAAAAGGCCUCAGUGUAUCUCCUGCAGAAGGUGGUUGCAGAGCCAGCCAUGACUCAGUCUGAUCUCACUGCCCUGCAAAGUGAGAUAAAUGAAGUCAAUGCACAAAUGAAUCAGCUUACUGAGAAAAGAAUGAUGAAGUAUGAGCCAACAGAUAGUAAAUUUUCCAUGUAUCGCCAGCAGGCAUCCAUAAUUUCCCGGAAAAAGGAAGCCAAGGCAGAAGAACUCCAGGCUGCCAAGGAGGAGAUGUCCAGGCUGGAGAGGCAGGUGCAGCAGAGGAGCAGUCAGGCCCACGAGCUGGAAGGCUCUGAAAUCCUGACAGAGGAUGAGCUCAAGCAGUACGUUAAUAAGCUCCGGAGCAAGAACACACUUUAUAAAAAGAAGCGCCUGGAAAUAGCAGAAAUUACAGCUGAGUAUGGAAUCCUCCAGAGGACAGAGGAGCUUCUGAAGCAGCGCCACGAGGCCAUUCAGCAGCAGUUGCAAGUGAUUGAAGAGAAAAAAGGCAUUUCUGGAUACAGUUACACCCAGGAGGAGCUGGAAAGAGUCUCUGCAGUGAAGAGUGAAAUGGAUGAAAUGAAAGGCCAGACAUUAGAUAAUAUGUCUGAAAUGGUAAAGAAGCUGAAUGCAGUGGUGGCAGAGAAGAAGGCAAGCCUUGCUCCUGUCAUCAAAGAGCUCAGGCAGCUCCGGCAGAAGUGCCAGGAAUUAACUCAAGAAUGUGAUGAAAAGAAAAUCCAGUACGACAGUUGUGCGGCCGGGCUGGAGAGCAAUCGCUCGGCCCUGGAACAGGAAGUGAAAGGGCUUCUGGAGGUGUGUGCCCAGGAAGAGAGCAGCUACCGCUACAUCCACUGCAUGAAAAGGACCCUGGAGGUCCAGCUGCAGCGGGCUAAGGAGGAAAUGAAGGCCUAUGUGUCCCCAGACCCACAGGAGCGACGGAAGGCGAUCCGUGGAAGCAACGAGGGAAGAACUGUUUUAUCUGUCAGUGUACGGAAUCAAAUGUCAUUCGGUGUCAUCAGAAGCAAUGUCUUCACUCAUGGAGUGAAAAAGGCAGUAGUGGACCAGUAAAAUUUUACAGGCUCUGGAAUGGGGCCCUUGACAGGGAUAGAGAUAUAUCAAACAGUGAGAAAACUCCAGGGGUUCCCUCGGGAGACACUGAGAGAUGAGGUUGUCUUCCUGCAUCAGAUCCUUCCUGAACCACAGGUUGUCCUGAAGCCCCUUGCACUGGUGCCAGUGGAGCUGCAUCUCCAUGUUCUAGAACAUGAGGCAGAGACCACCAGGAAGUGAAGGACUGGAUUAAUACCUAUCAGAGAGACCUUCUGCAAGGAUCUGAGGCAUGAGAAUGCUCAAACACUGGGUCAUAAAAUAAGAGGAAGAAAAGAAUCGACAGUACAAAUGUUAGGGUGGGAGAAGAGAAGGACAAGGAGAGAGAAUGUUAUCCCAUCUCACAAAAUAAUGGAAGGUUAUAGGAAAUAAAGGAUUUGUCUAAUGAAGGACAAGGAAACAGCAAAAUUAAACAGAAGGAUGAAAAGAGGAAACCCUUAGUGAUGAUGUGAGUAUUUAUGAGGAUGAGGAGCAGCUGAGGCAGCGGGGUCAGACAUAAGGCACGGCCCUUCUGCGGCUGUGGGGAAGGGGGUGCUGGGUUCGUUCUCAAAUGCUGAGCAAAAAACACUUGGGAAAUGAACAUCCAGGAUGUGAGUGUUCACAUGGACCAGCCAUCAGAGCCUGCUGCUGGAAUGGAGCAUGAGCCCAGCUCUGUAAUUCCAGGUAUGGUGAGGGGAAUGUGAACACAGUGUUACCCCUCUCCACUGUCCCCGUUUCACUUCCCGGCUGUGGAAAUUAUCCUCCCACAGGGACUAGACACAGUUCUGACCUUUUUAAGAGGUCACAGACCCGUCUCUUUUAAAUGAAUUACAGUAAAGUUCAAUAGAGAGAUCCUUGCAAAAUAUAAAAUGAGACGGUAACAUUUGUCUCUAGACAUCCCUUUAGAACCUGAAUGUAUUUUUCAGCAGGCACUGGAAUGUAAACGGAGUAAAAAUGAAGCAUAAAUAGACCAGCACUUUCCUAGCAACGUAUUGAACAAAAAAUGUCUUAAUUCAGACCCUCUUUAUUGAAUAUAAACUCUGUUCUGUGGAGUCACUUCUUAGGAAUGUGAAAAGUUAAUUUUCUUCUCUAAAAAUAGAAAGUCGUGGGGUUUUUAACAAAGUUAUUAAGUUACAUUCUUUCCAGCCAUCAUUAUAAAUAGUAAAGAAAAACUUACUAGAAAAGACAUAAAAUCUUCUGAUUACUUUGAAAACUCUACUUUUAAAAAAAGGGUAUUCUUGAGGCCAAAUGUGUUAGAACAUGUGCUGUGUGCCAGGGCAAACAAGCAGCUUCAGCCUCACCUCUGGGUUGAUGAAAUUCCUGGGGAUCAGCGGGACAGCAGAGCACCUGGAGCAGCCUUGGGAUGGCUCUGAUUCGUCCUGGCUGGAAUUGUACAAGAGCAAGAGAUCAUAAAGUGAUCCAGCUUCAUUCCUGUGGCAGGCAGGACCAAGUGUUCCAGUCAGAAUCCUGGAGUACUUGGUAGAAAGGGAAGGAAUAAAGGAACGCGAUGCCAGGAGUUCACCCGGCUGCUCACCAUGUUCCAGCAAACCUUCACACUCUGGCACCACCACAGCUGGCAUUGCUUUCUGGAAAUUAGGAUUUCUCUACACAAAGGUCUUCUACCCUGAGCAAUCUGGAAAGUCCUUUAGAUGAGCUGGGUUAUUUUGAAUUCCACUAGCACACCCUCACACAUAAAUGUAAUAAUUACACACAAAAUAUAAUUGAUUUUUUUUCAAGUGACUCAGUGAAUAGUUUUUUUCUAUUGUCACAUUGCAAAAAAAAUUUGAAGUAAGUCCUAGUGCUGUUUCUGAACGGGGCUGUUGUGCUUUGCAUGUUCAAUUGUCAGGGUUCGUGUGUCAGGUUUGGGUAUGUCAGAGUGAUCAGCCACUUGUUACAGACCAAGGUGCACAGCCAAGACUUUUAGUAAUGAAUGUCACCGGUUACGCUGCUUGGCCUAUAUUUAGGCCUCGAAAUGUGAGGGCUGUUUUCUGAGGGAGGAAUGCACAGUAGUCCCAUUGUAGCCCCUGGGGCUGUCAGACCUGGGCUGAAAUACUAUUCCCCUUCAUUCCUGUACUUUCCCACUCAUUCCAACGCUGCAUUCCCAGCAAUUAAGGGCUGUGGAUCUGUGAACUCUGACGCUCGCCAUGGUUCACCUCAGGAUAUCACCAGGAUAAAUGCAUUAUGACAGGGGAUCAGGUACAUCUUAUCUGGAGGAUCUCACUGUUGCCUUCAAGCUGGAAGGAGGAGUAAUCAUGUCUGCUUCAAAAAUGUAAGAGAUCUUAUCCAGUGUCACUUUUCCCAACUGCACAGCUGAGACAAGGAGACCUGAUCCUUGAUGUCAAGGGAUAUGUUGUCCAAUAACAAAAAGGUUUCUUCCUGCUAUGAACCUCCCAGUACUUCCAUCCUUUUCCAUGUUUGCAUCAUUAUUCUGUCCUGUUACGUAGAACCAAAUCAUGAUAA
Molecule: messenger RNA, 4525 nt
Organism: Pipra filicauda (Wire-tailed manakin)
Lineage: Eukaryota; Metazoa; Chordata; Aves; Passeriformes; Pipridae
Gene: IFT81
Product: intraflagellar transport 81
Exons: 17
Coding region: 131-2050 (639 amino acids)
Biological process (GO): intraciliary transport; cilium assembly
Cellular component (GO): cilium; intraciliary transport particle B; centrosome
Molecular function (GO): tubulin binding
Source: RefSeq, a predicted model, not a curated record